AUGCCACCGCCAUCAACAAUCAAAGACAUCGCACCUCCCGAAGCCCUCUCCACCAUCGCGGGACAAGGCUUUGCCAGCGGUGCCGUCCGCUUCGGAUCCAUCUCCUUUCUCGCACACCUACUGCUCAACGCGCGACACCCGGUCUACCGCAGGCUCACGAUCCAGUUCAAAGUCUUCAUCCAGAUUUCGUCCAUGAUUCUGGGCGGGUGUAUAUUUGCAGAGAAGCGAGUCAGCGAAUUCAACGAUAGCGUGCGCAGGCGCAACCGAGCGCUGGAGAGGUCGAGGCGGGCGUGGAGUGAGGAGGCGGAAAUUCGUGCCAUGGUGGAGAAUAGGGAGAGGCUUGCAGCAGGAGCAGCGACUUCCCCUUCUUCACCGGGCGGUAUAGUUGAUAAAGUGAGAAAUCUCGAGAGAAGCAAGAGUGAGGAUUGA
Exophiala bonariae is the source of this 429-nucleotide messenger RNA. RefSeq lists its product as uncharacterized. Bases 1 to 429 code for a protein of 142 amino acids. The record is from RefSeq and is a predicted model, not a curated record. The transcript has a single exon. NCBI's taxonomy places the organism in Eukaryota, Fungi, Ascomycota, Eurotiomycetes, Chaetothyriales, Herpotrichiellaceae.